Punctularia strigosozonata HHB-11173 SS5 is the source of this 1851-nucleotide messenger RNA. RefSeq lists its product as uncharacterized. NCBI's taxonomy places the organism in Eukaryota, Fungi, Basidiomycota, Agaricomycetes, Corticiales, Punctulariaceae. The record is from RefSeq and is a predicted model, not a curated record. The transcript is spliced from 3 exons. The coding region runs from base 1 to 1851 and encodes 616 amino acids.
AUGUCUACGCCCGAAAACCAUCUCUUACCCGCCCCUUCUGCAUCCGAAACUGGCGACACAGCGAAGGUGGCGGUAGGCUCGGACUCGCUCAAAUUUGAGGAGCUGGGUCCGAUGGUCGUCAACUCUGAUGGGCUUUCUUUACGCUUCCGCAUCGCGUUAUCUGUUCUACGGUUCGAGAUCCAGGGUUCCUCCUCAGUCCCCUGCCCGGCGGGCAGCGGGCGCUUCAGUUACGACUUCUCGUUUUAUCCAACAUCCAGGCUGGCGGAAGACGAAAUCGACGACAACUCCCGAGUCUGGGGAUCCUCCCUUACCCCGGACGAUUCACCUGGACGUGAUCUUGGCGCUGGACGACCCGGCGGGCAAGUUUUCUCAUCCCACAGCUCCUGGAUUGCGGUACAGAAUCGACAUCUAGCCGAUCUCUUGGCUGGUGAUCACACUUCGGUCGACAGCUCACAACUACAACUAGACGAGGCAAUAUUUGGCUGGGGCUCGACGCAGUCUUCUACGCCCCGCUCGGAUCCUGUAAAAGCAGAAACACCGGAAGGGGUGAUCAAGGACGAAGAACGCAGCGUCUCGCCGUUUCAACUCCCCCCACCCUUCCAACGGGAAAACCCACCCCACCUUCACAAACGACUACCACCGUUACCCCCGCCAUUCCCACCCCCACUCCCACCCAGAUCUGGGCUGCCGACGAACAUGUCAACCUUACCGCCGACCUUCUCCGGUUACUCGGGAGAGAAUGCAGAGGACUGGUUGACGGACUUCGACUGUCUCAUGAUGGUUGGAAGGUUUGCGGAAUCGGACAGGUUGUCCAUUUUCAAGUCGAGAAUGAGGGGCCCUGCGAGAUCGUGGUACGAGGCUUUGGGAUCAGCCCAGACGUCGAGCUGGUCGAUGCUCACAACCGCGUUUGAGGCUGAGUACGCCGCGAGGGGAAGGAGCAAGGAGGAGGUUGAGGUCGAAUGGGAAGGGAUGAGGUUAGAGGAAUCGGAUCUGGCGAAGCCGGUGGUGGUGAAGGAAGGGAUGGAGACGAAGGAGAUUAGGCGGCACGUCUGGUUUGCGGAGCGGUUGUCGAACGUGGGCAAGGAACUGGGGGUGGUCGACCAUACAGAGGCCGGCAAGGCACGCCAGGCAUGGCGCAAGAUACCGGUAGUCCUGCGCAACAUGGCAGUACUUGCUACGAAGCCUCCAACCACGCUGAAGGACCUGGUGUUGGGGUUAACGAAGAUCGACGUCCAUCAACUCGACCAUUACCUUCUCGAACAGGCGCGUAUCAAACUCGUCGAGACGCGGCUGGAUGAGUUCGACACCCGAUGGAAAUCGUUACAAACCCAGGCCCGGAAGGCGGUUGCCUCUCCAGAUACGUCGGCGCGGCAGACACUGGCUGCAAACCCGAACACGGCGACAUCGGGUGGCGGGAACCGGACAGAUCGCUCUGUCGUGGUCUUCUGUGGCCCAUUCGACAAGACCCAGCAAGGCGAAGCCGAAUACUGGAGGAACGCGGACGCGCAUCGCCGCCGAUACGGGAACGGACCUGUCCAGCAUUGGAUGGACCACCCUCUGUCGCCAGGAACUGCGAAAGCAGGCAGUGGCGAGCACUUCGACUGCGGCCACAUCCACGAAUGGGGACGGAACGCCUCCGUCUGCACGAAUCCCAAACUCUUGAGUGAGAGAGAAGGGGAGUUCAGGCGUGCGGUGGCGAGGCAGAAGACGGAAACGCGGAAGCAGAACCGCGGGGCGCAGGUGGCAGCAGUGGAGGACGUGACGACGGAGGGGGUCGAGGAUACGAGUGGGGCGUACGAUAUGGGCGGAGACGAGAGUGACGAGGAAAAAGACAGCGGGGCUUGCGCUUGA